Molecule: messenger RNA, 1917 nt
Organism: Colletotrichum scovillei
Lineage: Eukaryota; Fungi; Ascomycota; Sordariomycetes; Glomerellales; Glomerellaceae
Product: DnaJ domain-containing protein
Exons: 2
Coding region: 503-1573 (356 amino acids)
Biological process (GO): cellular response to misfolded protein
Cellular component (GO): endoplasmic reticulum membrane
Molecular function (GO): Hsp70 protein binding
Source: RefSeq, a predicted model, not a curated record
UCAAUUUCGACCUCCAUCGAGUGGAUUGGAACUUGGUACAGUGUCUUGUUCCCCCCAUGUUGGCUGGAACUCUUGCGACUUUGGUCUACUUUUCUUUCGCUUUCGCAAGAUAGUCACACGAUUCCCUCCGACGAACACACGAGAUCGUUCGUCACUUUCCGGGCUCAUUGACGGCAGAGUCUCGAGCCAGCGAGCUAUUUGCUGCACCUGGUGCGGGGGAGCAUCGCAUCAGUAACGUGGGCUCUUAGCCUUGCAUCGCCUAUCUUGCCAGAUUGGCAAAACCCACCAACGCAACAUCGCAACCGCCAACGACUGCGCGCACCCACGGCCGCAACGAGUCUCGAUCCAACCUGCACACACUUUGUGUGCUUUCAUACGCAAUACCGUCAAUCGCAAUCAUUAACUUGAUUCCGACCAUCCGAUAGACGACUCCUCGAUCUUGCCCCAGCAACCACAUCACCACACCAAGGAAAAAAACACAAACACACGUACACACCAAACCAUGCCGAGCGCAACAGCCUCGGGCGCCGACUCAGGCGGCGGCGCCCGCAACCGCGAGCACAACCAGGGCAACCAGGCCCGCGCCUACACGGUCGACCAAAAAGCCGCCGUCCUGCGGAUCCGGAAAUGCUCGCCGACGGCUUUUUACGACAUCCUCGGCCUCGAGGAGGUAAAGACGACGGUAACGGAGAGCGAGAUCAAGAAGGCGUACCGCAAGCAGUCACUCCUGACUCACCCGGACAAGAACGGCCACGAGCACGCCGACGAGGCCUUCAAGAUGGUCAGCCGCGCGUUUAGCGUGCUGGGCGACAAGGAGAAGCGCGAAAAGUUUGACCGGUUCGGUACGGAUCCUGAUUCGAGAUUUGGGCAGGCACAGGCGCAGAAUCCGUUCAGCGGGUUCGGUAGGCGGCAGGGCGGCGGAGGGGGUGGAGGAGGUGGUGGCGGCGGUGGUGGUGGCAUGGAGGAGAUGACGCCUGAGGAGAUGUUCCAGCGCUUCUUUGGCGGUGGUGGGUUUGGUGGUGGACCUUUCGGAGGCGGAGGUUUCGAUACGGGACCUCAGUUCGUGUUCAACUUUGGCGGCGGUCCGGGCUUCAGGGUACACCAAUUCGGUGGAGCGCGACCGCGGAGGAGACCGCGCGAGGCGACGGAGCAAGAAGGCGGCGGGCUCUCGACGCUCAUGGGUCUGCUCCCGAUCCUGCUCCUCUUUGUCUUCCCGCUCAUCUCGAGUCUCUUCAGCGGCGGCGGCCCCGCGACGCCGAGCAUCGUCUACGACAACCCCAAGGGCGCCUACACGUUGGGGCGGACGACGCCCAAGCUCAACGUCAAGUACUUUGUCAACCCCAAGGAGGUUGAGUCGUUUUCCAAGGGGAAGCUCAGCCAGCUGGACCAGACGGCGGAGAAUAACCUGGUCAGGACGCUACGGUUCGAGUGCGAGAACGAGAUGAUGGCGAGGCAGCGGAUGUACGAUGCGGCGAGCGGUUGGUUCUUCCAGGAUCCGGAUAAGAUGCGCAGGGCGGACGAGUUUGAAAUGCCUUCGUGUAAGAGGUUGGAGACGUUCCGUGUGGGCAGGUAAUUAAUGCUUUUGGGGGGAAUCUGUCUGUCUGGUGAUUACAUCUUUAAGAGGAAUAGAGCGGAUGAGAGAAAGGGGGAGGCAAAGGCUUUGUAUGAAAUGGACAGGGAGCUCGGAGAAGCUGAGAGACGCGUCCGGUUCACUUUUUCUCCGUUUGGCGUUUCUGGGGAGAAGUCUUUGAGAUUCAUAGCAUUGUUGGGAAACUCCGCGUCGGGCAUUUUCUUUCUGCCUUUGGUCCCCUUCUUCUUCCUUCUGUCGUCCUUUGCGAUGCAGAUGCAGUAUUCUUCUCAUAUAUUCUUUCCGCUCUUCACGCCCUGAUAUGCCUUUUCUGUCUUCUCGCUCUGACA